GGUGCAGUGAUUCAACUCCUUCUUGACUGUCAUAUAGCUCAAGAGGAGGAGAGGUGUUCAUUUACACCCUCCUUCCUUCCUACCCGGGCCCCUUUUCCCUCUCGAGCCCCGCCUCGAGCCAGCAGCACACCUGGACCACGGAGCGGCAGCGGGUAAAGGUGAGCAGGACCUCGGUGUCAAUUACGGCGUGCAGAGGAGGUGAAGGUGGAGACUUGUCCGACUCUGAGAAAAGAUAAACAUCACCAUCAUGGGUGAGGCACCAGUCAGUGAGGAUGGCACAGUGACACGAUCAGCAGAGUAUGUGGGUUCAUUUCCUGUGGAUGACCACUGUUUGGAUGACCAGAUAGAGCAACUGCACGCUCAGCUCAAGUCCCUCAAAACGUGCAAAAGGAGGAGAUCUGUAUCCAUAAAAUUCUCCAUCAAAGGUGUGAAAAUGUACAAUGAGGAUGAAACUACACUACUGAUGGCUCAUGCCCUGCGUAGAGUCUCCCUGUCCACGGCCCGGCCCAUCGACGCCCAGUUCGCCUUUGUCUCCCACAACCCAGGCAGCACCGACGCCCAGCUGUACUGCCAUGUCUUUCAAGCUAGACACGCCAGAGCAGCACAGUUCCUGAACCUGCUGCUGUGCCGCUGUUUCCAGCUGUCUUACUUGGAGAAGCACCCAGAGGAGGCCCAGGAGGACUCCGCUGGCUCAACGCCUCGUCGUAACCCCUCCCUGCUCAACCACGGCUUCCCUCUCAGUGUCAGCGCCCUGGUGUCCUUCAGAAGAGCCCCUUUUCGAGGGUGGUUGCCGGGGACUAAGAAGAAGAAUCAAAAGUCUUUUGAUGACCCAGUCAGCAGCCAAGAUGAAGUCUUCCCCACCUCCUCCCCAUCACUGGUGCGCAAGAAGGCCAUCCGCACCAAAGCGCUGCGCUCUGGGGCUUACCGCUCCUUCACCUUCACGCCACUCAAACAGCGCAGCGUUCAGGAGCGACUGAGCGAGUCACAAGAAAAGGACCAAAACAAGACGUCAGCGAGGAGAUCCCGCGCUCCGAGCUUGGCCGAAACAGAAGAAGCACUGGCUCAAGCAGUGUGGUGUUGGGCUGGUAUCGCAACUGACAGCAGCUAUUCCCUGCUUGCAGACGACGUUCUGGGAUCGUACCUCCUGUGUCCGCAUCCUAAAAAACCCAAAUGUGGUUCUCUCAUCAUUCGCUUCCCCUCUGGCCUGGUCACACACCUCAUAGAAAACACUCGUAAAGGGAAAUUCCACCUGGAGAAAUGCAAGACUGAGUUCGGUUCCAUAGCAGAGCUGAUUGAACACUACACAGAGACUCAGGAGGAGCUGCAGUGUCUGCUGAGCUGUGCUCGGGUAAACCACUGUUAUGAGUGGGAGGAAAAUACCAGCAAACAGCCGGCUGUAAAGCCUCACAAGAGCCUGACGAAAGCCAAAAUUAAAAGUACCCACAGAAGGGAGUGGGUCUAAACCCUGGACACUGGAACUUGUGGACUGCCAACCUUUAAAAGUGACACCCUUUUCUUUUUCUUUUCUCUUUGCACAUGUAUCAUCUCUUAAAUCACAACUGGUGUUGUGUGGGAGGUUUCACAAACAUAAUGCACCUAUAACAGUGUUGGCACUUAAUGUACAUAGUAUACAAGUCAUUUUUAUCAAAGGGUACCUAUUGGUCAAAAUGUAAUAUUUUGUGCUUGCUGCUUUUUAUGUUGUUUUUAUGUGUGCCUUUAAGGCAUCAGUCAAUUUUAUUAGUGUUUUUUAAGAUGUUUAACUAACGACCCUGAAACUGUGCACACACAUUGUUUCAUUGUGAAGAUGUUGCACAAAUAUAUUUGAUCAAAGUUUAUUGUUUCGUCGCAUUUGAAUCCUGCUUACCUUAUCACUGUUUGUGUGUUUUAGACAUCAGACCCGGAGAUUGUAUAAGCAGUAAUACCAAACACAACUGUGUCGUGGUGUAAGAACAUAUUACACCAAAUAUUUUCUAUAUCUUCCGUUAUUAGUGUGUUUGUAUAUCAUGGGGUCGGCUGUGUUUACAAUUUUUGUUUUAAAGUUUGUGUGCUGUCAGACUAACUCAUUGUUAUGUUUGUUUGUUUUUUGUUGCUGGCUUCAAAUGGAGUUGAGCUUACGAGGUCCAUUUGAAGGCAGCAACUGUCUAACAGGUAAUGUUGUGUACAGGUAAAUAUAUAUCUUGUACACUGAUUUUUCACCAUGGUAUGAAAUUGGAUUGGCCCUUGGGUUUUUGGUUUUUAUAAGACUUUAUACGUCUUUCUUUUGUUCUGUUCCAAGAGGCUGCAUUUUAAUUAAUAAUUAAUAAUCUGAGCACCUUUCUACCAUCUUUUCCACAUUCGGCCAACAAAUAAUCUUCAUAUUGUUCAUCCUUGUUUGAGAUUAAAUUACAGGCGUGUUCUGUUUUGAUCCCUGCAGAAA
This is a messenger RNA of Dicentrarchus labrax (European seabass), 2416 nucleotides long. It is a transcript of the gene sh2d5, whose product is annotated as SH2 domain containing 5. The coding region runs from base 248 to 1462 and encodes 404 amino acids. Gene Ontology annotation, cellular component: postsynaptic density. The record is from RefSeq and is a predicted model, not a curated record. Lineage: Eukaryota; Metazoa; Chordata; Actinopteri; Moronidae. The transcript is spliced from 10 exons.